Messenger RNA from Symbiodinium sp. CCMP2456, 1278 nucleotides. NCBI's taxonomy places the organism in Eukaryota, Dinophyceae, Suessiales, Symbiodiniaceae. The record is from the annotation of a GenBank genome assembly.
AUGGACCCCACUCCCCUCGUGGUGAUGUCUGUUGCCGGUCCUGUACCUCCUGAUGCAUUGACCGCCGGCCCGGUCCUGUGCCGGGAGUGGCUCUUGAAUGACCAGUCGACGUUGCUUCGAACCUCCUCGCAGGCGAGUUUAGAUCCCGGGGAUGUCGUGCAGCUUUCGAGCCUGUCCGCAGUGCGACGAUGGCCCUUAUCUACACUGCAUAACCUCCAUCUGAACCAAGAGGAUGCGCUCCAGGCUGCAAGCACCUUCGUGCGCUCGCAUGGUGCUGGCUUGAUCUUGGUGACGACGCCCUUGCAGUUUUCCUUGCAACCCCGCACCCUCUUGGACAUCACUCGGGAGACCGGCUUGCGCAUUGCCGCGGGCACGGCGCCACCGCAGGACUUGGCAGACUUCGAAGCCAGUGUAUCCGCGGUAGUCUCAAACCUGGCUUGUGGCUUCAGCGGCUCGGCCAGCACAGAGCCGUUGAGGCCGGGCUUCAUCGGUGAGGUCCCCGCAAAGAACCUGGACAUGCUGGCAAUUUGCGUCGAGGCGCAGCUGCGAUCAAAAGCGCCGCUCAUGGUGGUUGGAUCUGUUCCACGAGAAGCCCUUACACACCUAGAUCGUGCUGACUGGAGGAAGUGCGCCUUCUUCGACGUUCCCCAUGACAGCCCGGUUUCAACACAGGAAUUGCAGGACCGUGGUGCCUAUGUCGGCUUCUGCGCGCCACCCCAAGCAGCUGAUGUGGCCUGGGAGGACUAUCCCGACCGGCGUCCCGUGCGGACCGAGGCUUCCUUUCUGGAGGCCAUCGGCCGCGUUUUGCCCUCACGGCUGCUGCUGGCCACCGGACUGCGCUUCCGCUGUGACCUUCAGGCCUUCGGGGGCUUGGGCUUGGGCUACGCCGUCGAGCUCCUGCGGCGAGGCUCAGUGGACGAGCUCCAAUGCCGGACGAAUGCUGCUGAAUUCCUGAGCUAUCCGUGGCAAGCACCCAAAGCGCCGGAGAAGGUCCUACAUGAAAUCGAGUGUCACUGGUGCGGCAAAAUGAAACCCGACGGAGAGCACUUCAGCAAGAUGGGCUUUGACUACUGCUCUCCCGGUUGCAUCGCCAAACAUCGACGCGUCGACUUCGAGCCCAGCACCUGUGGUAUGGAAAAGUCUCUCAUUCUGGCACGGGGUGUUGUUGUCCCUUCAUUUGGAAGUGCUGCGAUGCAAGUUAAAACCCUGUCUGCCGGUUGUGCAGCCGUGGCCACCCUCACAGUCCGUUUGACUGUUGAGAGUGGUAGCUUGAUGUAG